AUGUCACAUAGAAUCAAAUCGAGAAUCCCUGAACAGUUGGGGAAGCUGCAAGACGGCCGUGUGGUGGCCGUUAAGCGCCUGUACGAGAACAACUUCAAGCGGGUUGAGCAAUUCAUGAACGAAGUGGAGAUCCUGACUAAGUUACGCCACGACAACCUCGUCACGCUCUACGGCUGCACAUCGAAGCGAAGCCGCGAGCUCCUCUUGGUCUAUGAGUACAUCCCUAACGGCACAGUGGCUGAUCAUUUAACGGCAAGCGGUCCAACUCUGGUCUGCUCUCCUGGCCGAUCCGGCUAA
This is a messenger RNA of Thlaspi arvense, 297 nucleotides long. NCBI's taxonomy places the organism in Eukaryota, Viridiplantae, Streptophyta, Magnoliopsida, Brassicales, Brassicaceae. The record is from the annotation of a GenBank genome assembly.